Messenger RNA from Boeremia exigua, 5741 nucleotides. RefSeq names its product ATP-dependent bile acid permease-like protein. Gene Ontology annotation, cellular component: fungal-type vacuole; fungal-type vacuole membrane. NCBI's taxonomy places the organism in Eukaryota, Fungi, Ascomycota, Dothideomycetes, Pleosporales, Didymellaceae. Bases 379 to 5625 code for a protein of 1748 amino acids. The record is from RefSeq and is a predicted model, not a curated record. Gene Ontology annotation, molecular function: ATP binding; ABC-type peptide transporter activity; ATP hydrolysis activity. The transcript has 2 exons. Gene Ontology annotation, biological process: transmembrane transport.
GUACAGCUGAAGGGUCCCUAUUUGACCUGUCAGUGGAAUCUUAUCUGAUCAGGGACGUGCUCUAACGGCGGCGGCACGGCGGCAAAUUCCUAGACUGAAGAUUACAUCACGCUGCAUUCGGCGCGUGAACAUCAGUGCGAAAAGGCUCUUGCUCCGCUAGUGAAAGUGGGCGGCGCUCACCUUCCCACGAACAGCGAUCACCCAGGCACUCUGACAGGUGUUUGUUUAUCGCGCAGUGCCCCUGGAUCUUUCCUCGCUAACGCGCCGCCGAGCUCCUCCAAUGCGAUUCAAUAGCUGUCGGUAGCUAGUGUAGUGUUUGGGAGCUGUCGUGGAAUCUCUGCGGUCACCACCGCCAGCCGUUUACAGAGUGGGAGCAUCAUGUUCGCCCGUUGCAAAGGCCCAAUCUGGGGCGCGGACGACUUCUCGAGGUGCUUUGAGUUAGACUACCUCUCAACAUUGUUCCCCUUGUUCGUUUGCGGCGUGUCUGCCGUUUAUCUCCUAAUACAGCUAUACUUCGCUGCUACAGCAUCGCGGUACUAUCACGCAUACUCCGUACUCGAAGACCCACGAAACGUCUGGUCAUUCCGAAGUCCCAACUACGAUGGCGAUACGGCCGACACCGACUCCGAAGAUGAGUUCGACCGCAACGAGCAGAGCGCGCUGCUCCAACAGACCAUCAGUCGCCAGACCAUGUCCACAACCGCCGUGACGAAACCGCGUGGCGAAGUCACAAUUGUGGUGCUGGAAGAGGCCGCCGUCCUCGCACAGCUUGCCGUUCACGUCGCUGUCUUCUUCACUGGCGCUUGGGGCCGACACGGCAGGAUCGCCGCAAUUGCCAACAUUACCGUCUGGUCGUAUAUUGCCACGCUCGCCUCGCUGCGCCUGCUGUUUUCGAGUACAAGCAAGUGGUCCUUCCCGAAGCUCUGGUAUCACACUGCAUUCAUUUACGGCUUCCAAUGGGUUUUCUCCACUUUGCUCAUCCGGUCCGCAAUCAUUCACCCUCGAUCCGAUGUACAACAAAAGCUCGCCAUCGCCGACUUCGUCCUCGUUUCGCUGCUAUUUACCAUCUCCUUGUCAACGCGCAAGGGCAACAAGGCUGUGGAACUGGAGUAUGAGGGUGAUAUUCUCCCUGCUAGGGAACCGAUAGCCAGCGUUUUCUCGCUUGCGACGUUUAGCUGGGUGGACUCAAUUGUAUGGACCGGAUACAAGAAGACGUACGAGCUCUCGGAUGUCUGGAAUCUUGCGCCGAAGGACAAAGCAGCGGCUGUCAUCUCGAACUAUCGCCAGGUCAAGCGCACGUCGCAAUUGGCCUAUCAUCUUCUAGGCUACUUCAAGCGUGGUCUCCUCAUCCAAGCUGGCUGGGCUGCAAUCUCUGGAUUCCUCACAUUCGCUCCCACGUUACUUUUGAAAGCUAUCCUGGAAUACGUCGAGGCGCCAGGGCUUACUCCGCAGAACGCAGCGUGGUUCUACGUUCUACUUCUCUUCGUAUCCGGCUGUCUAUCCGCGCUCGCUGAUGGGCAGGCACUAUGGAUUGGUCGCAAGAUCUGCAUUCGCCUGCGUGCAAUCAUUAUCGGAGAAAUUUAUGCCAAGGCGCUGAAGCGUAGGGCCGCUGCUACCACUGACAAGGUCUUGGGCGAGGAAAAGAAGAAGUCAACCGAAGAAGACGGUGGCAACAAGAAUGGUACGAUCAAAAGGAUGAUGACAUGGGGCAGGAAGAAGAAGAAGACCCCGACAGAGGGGCCCAAGCAGAACCAGGAAGACAACACGAAGCCAGAGUCUGAUGCGCAAGUCACUACCGGAGCCAUUAUCAACCUCAUGGCUGUUGAUGCCUUUAAGGUUAGCGAGAUCUGCGCCUACCUGCACUUCCUGUGGGCCAAUACUCCAGUUCAAGUCGUCGUUGCAAUUGUCCUGCUGUACCGCAUCCUCGGCUACAGCAGUAUUGCUGGCAUCGGCAUGAUGUUCAUCCUACUCCCGAUCAACAUGUACGUUGCGAGCCAGUUCUCCAAGAUCCAGAAACUCAUCUUGGCGGCUACCGACGCCCGCAUUCACACCACGAAUGAAGUUCUUACCAAUAUCCGUAUCAUCAAAUACUUUGCUUGGGAGCAGCGUUUCAUUGGUCUUGUCAAUGAGAAACGUUAUAUUGAGUUGAAGCAUCUCCGCCGGCGAUACGUUCUAUGGGCGAUAGCAGCGACCAUCUGGUCAGGGUCACCGGUCUUCAUCACAUUCCUCUCUUUCUUUGUCUACACAAACGUCGAACACAAGGCACUCAUCCCGUCUGUCGCAUUCACAGCACUGUCACUUUUCCAGAUCCUUAGAAUUCCAUUGGACCAGCUGGCCGAUAUGGUCGCCCACGUUCAAGAGUCGCGGGUAUCGGUCGACCGCAUUGAAGAGUACUUGAACGAACCAGAGACCGAGAAGUAUUCUCAACUGACAACCAAGGAGAAGGAUGAAGAAGGGCAAUCGAUCAUUGGAUUCAACAAGGGCACUUUCAGCUGGGGUGGCAAAGAUAUGAAGGAUCAAGCUGCCGCUGAUGCAUUCAAGCUGAUGGAUAUUGACAUCAAGUUCAAGGUUGGACAGCUCAACGUGAUAGUCGGACCCACAGGAUCUGGCAAAACAUCUCUGCUUAUGGCUCUGCUCGGUGAAAUGACAAAGCUGAGAGGAGAUGUCUACCUGCCCGGAGGUGUCAGCCGUGAAGAUCUCCGCCCCGAUCCCGAGACAGGAUUGCUCGAGAGCGUUGCCUACUGCGCACAACAGGCUUGGCUGGUCAACGGUACAGUCAAAGACAACAUUGUAUUCGCAGGUGACUGGGACUCGGAACGAUAUGAAGAGGUCAUUCUGGCCUGCUCUUUGAAGCGCGAUCUCGAGAUCCUGGACGGUGGCGACGAGACUAUUGUUGGUGAGAAGGGUGUGACUCUCUCAGGCGGCCAGAAGCAGCGUAUCUCUCUCGCCCGUGCAAUGUACAGCAAAGCACGCCACGUGCUUUUAGACGAUGUUCUCAGCGCUGUCGACUCGCAUACUGCCAAGUGGAUCUUCGACUACGCCCUCAACGGUCAGCUCAUGCUCAAUCGCACAUGCAUCCUCGUUACGCACAAUGUCAGCUUGUGCCUCCCUUACGCCGAGUUCGCUGUAGUGCUCGAGAAUGGUCGAGUUGUAACCCAAGGAUCUGCGGAUGAUGUUAUCGACUCCGGAAAACUCACAGAAGAAGUCGCUAAAUCUACGCCAGCAUCUCGCGGUGCUUCCAAGCCACCUUCUCGCGUACCUUCCGAUGUCGGCGGAGAAGAGGCGGAGGGCGAGAUCAGCCACACUAAUGGUGCUGCGAAUGGCAAAAAGGAUGGCAAAGACACUAAGAAGGGAGCCAGCAACGGCAUGGAGGAGACCAAGGCGGAAGGUGGUGUGAAGCUCAGCAUCAUCUUGAUGUACCUAAAGGCUAUGGGUCCAUGGUACUACUGGGUUGGUGCUUCCAUCGCUUUCGUGUCGCAGCAGAUCUCGUCUGUUUCAACAAACGUCUGGAUUCGAACAUGGGCGAACGCGUACGCCGAUAAGGGCUACUCAACUAUGGGCCAUCACAACCGCUCACCUAUCACACACGCACCUACGAUGUUUGGUUCUGGCACUUGCCUGAACAGCGGUACUUGCAGUUGGAACAUUCCGUUCACCGGUCAGCCUGAGGAGAAGUCUUACACCUACGGCUCGACCAUGCAAACAACGUUCGGGAGCUCAGAUGAUUCUGGGGUUGACUCGACCUACUUCCUUGUCAUUUACGCUAUCCUCGGCCUGAUCUUCAUGUUCAUCACCUUCCUUCGAGAGGGCUUCCUUUUUGGUGGCUCGCUCGCUGCGUCUCGCCGUGUUCACGAGCGACUCAUUCAGAAGGUCACACAUGCCAAGUUCCGAUUCUUCGAUCAGACACCGCUCGGACAGCUUAUGAACAGGUUUUCCAAGGACAUCGAAUCUGUCGAUCAAGAGGUCGCGCCAGUCGCCAUUGGCGUUGUUCAUUGCCUGGCCUCAAUCAUUACCAUCGUUAUCCUCAUCUCGGUUAUUACACCUGCGUUCCUUAUCGCAGGUGUGUUCAUUUCCGUGCUGUACUUCCUCAUUGGACGUUUCUACAUCAACUCUUCUCGCGAUCUCAAGCGUUUGGAAUCUGUGCACCGCAGCCCUCUGUACCAGCAAUUCGGCGAGACUCUUUCCGGUAUGACCACAAUCCGAGCCUAUGGAGACGAGCGCCGCUUCAUCCGCGAGAACCUCGCCAAGAUCAACACCCAACAUCGACCCUUCAUUUACCUCUGGGCUGCUAACAGAUGGCUUGCUUUCCGGGUCGAUGUCGUUGGUGCCCUGGUGUCUUUCUUCGCAGGUACUUUCGUGGUUUUGAGUGUUGGAAAGAUCGACGCAGGUGCAGCUGGUCUCGCGCUUACUUACGCUGUUACUUUUACAGAGAACGUACUCUGGUUUGUGCGCCUCUACUCGGCCAAUGAGCAGAACAUGAACUCGGUCGAGCGUGUCAAGGAAUACUUGGACGUGGACCAGGAAGCGCCUGCUGUCAUUCCAGAGACACGCCCUCCUUCCAACUGGCCAAGCAAGGGUUCUGUGGAGUUUAUUAAUUACAGUACACGAUACAGGCCCGACUUCGAUCCUGUUCUCAAAAAUGUCAACUUCAAGAUUCUCCCAGGCGAGAAGGUCGGUGUCGUUGGCAGGACGGGCGCAGGCAAGAGCUCCUUGGCACUUGCUUUAUUCCGUGCCUUGGAGGCCGAGAAGGGCAAGGUUCUUAUCGACGAUGUUGAUGUGGGCUUGAUCGGUCUUCAGGACCUGCGUGAAAACAUCGUCAUGGUGCCUCAAGACCCAACGCUGUUCAGCGGCACCAUCCGCAGCAACCUCGAUCCGUUUUCCGUGUUCACUGAUGAGGAGAUCUUUACUUCACUUCGCGAAGUCCACCUGAUCACCACCGCCUCGGCAGCUACAUCAGGCACUGGGACUCCUAAUGGAGCUACCACACCCCCCAACGCUAUCGAGAUCCCCAAGCCUACAAGUGGCGCCGUUGUCGCCGACGUCAACGCGAGCUACACGGGCUCCUCCACUGUCAACCCCGGCUCCAUCCUUGCGAACCGCGAAUGGUCACACGGCGAGACAGGCGAAGACACUAUCGUUGUCAUGCCCAACGGCCAGGUCGUGGACGCAGACAUACCAGAUGCCGAAACCCUGCAAGCAGACAACAAGAAUCCCUUCCGCAACCUCAACUCUCCUGUCAGCGAGUCCGGAUCCAAUCUCUCGCAGGGUCAGCGUCAACUCCUAUGCCUUGCACGCGCUCUCCUCAAAGCACCAAAGGUCUUGCUCAUGGACGAAGCCACCGCAUCCAUCGACUACGCCACAGACAGCAAGAUUCAAGAAACAAUCCGUCUGAUCAAAAACACAACGAUCACCAUCGCGCAUCGUCUGCAGACCAUCAUCGACUAUGAUAAGGUCCUGCUGCUCGACAAGGGCGAAGUCAUCGAGUUCGGUGAUCCUCAUACGCUUAUCACAAAGGAGGGCGGCAGUUUCAGGAGCAUGUGCGAGACGUCAGGCGAGCUGGAGAAUCUCACUAAGACUGCCAAGGAGGCACAGGAUGCUAAGAAGGCUGCGGCGUCCACAUCAUAGAGUGUGUAGAGGUGCACGUGCUAAGAUUCAGGAUUACAUAGGUGAAAGGGGAAGCAUGCGUGGGCGUACUGAGUAUUUUUCGUUUUGUUUUGGAUUGCCUGGGGUAGUUUGCGAGG